AUGUCGCGCUUUGAAACCGAAAGCCAGAUGUCGUCCGCGGCGUCGACCAUCACCCCGUCGCUCACCGAGAUGGGCUCCUCGAUCGCGUCCCUCGACUCGUCGAUGCCCACCUCGCCCGAACCCUCGAUCCUCGGUGACGCUCACCCCAAGCCCGCCUACCUCGACCACAAGGAUCGCCGCGGCCCCAACGGCUACCGCUUCGCCACCCAGUGCGCCACCGUCGACGACCCCAACCACAAGGACCAGUACGGCUCCUCGUCGGCCCCCAUCUACAUGUCGGCCACCUUCAAGGGCCUCCCCGGCGCCGAGUUCGACUACAGCCGCUCCGGCAACCCCACCCGCUCCAUGCUCCAGCACCACCUCUGCCAGCUCCAGAACUGCAAGUACAGCUUCGCCGUCAGCAGCGGCAUGGCCUGCCUCGACGUCAUCACCCGCAUGGUAAAGUCGGGCGAGCGCAUCAUUGCCGGAGACGACCUCUACGGCGGCACCAACCGCCUGCUCGGCUACCUCGCCUCCCACCAAAACAUCCACACCGACCACGUCGACACCACCGACGCCGCCAAGGUCGAGGAGGCGCUCGAGAAGCGCGCACGCGACGCCCAGCUCGGCCUCUGCGGCAAGGUCAAAAUGCUCCUCCUCGAGACGCCCACCAACCCCUGCCUCAAGAUCUGCGACCUGGAACGCUGCGCGCGCGCCGCCAAAAAGUGGGCGCCGGAUGCCAUCGUCGUCGUCGACAACACUAUGAUGUCGCCCUACCUCAUGCGGCCCCUCGAGCUCGGCGUUGACGUCGUCUACGACUCGGGCACCAAGUACCUCAGCGGACACCACGACCUCAUGGCCGGCGUCAUUGCGUGCGACCGCGACGACCUGGGCAAGCAGCUCGCCUUUACCAUCAACUCGAUCGGCAACGCCCUCACACCCAUGGACUCGUUCCUGCUGCUCCGCGGCAUCAAGACGCUUGCCGUCCGCAUGGACCGCCAGCAGGCCUCGGCCAUCACCGUCGCCAACUACCUCGACUCGCUCGGCUUCAAGGUAAACUACCCGGGCCUUGCAACCCACCCGUCCAAGGCCGUCCACGACAAGCAGGCCGCCGGUCCCGGAUCGGUCCUCAGCUUCUCGACGGGCGACAAGGCGCUCAGCGAGCGCAUCGUCGGCGCCACCCGGCUCUGGGGCAUCAGCGUCUCGUUUGGCUGCGUCAACUCCCUCAUCAGCAUGCCCUGCCUCAUGUCGCACGCCUCCAUCGACCCAAAGACGCGCGCCGAGCGCGGAAUGCCCGAGGACCUCAUCCGCCUCUGCGUGGGCAUCGAGGACCAGCGCGACCUGCUCGAGGACCUCGAGAGCGCGCUCCUCGAGGCCGGCGCCAUCCGACGGAAGUCGUCGUCGUCGUCGUCGUCAGCAGCGAACGCACACAACAACCUCAACUCGGACAGCGAAGCACCAGAGUCGAGCAGCAGCAGCAGCGUCUACCAUUCCCGCGUCGGAUCGCCGGUCAACAACGGCUACGAACGCGUUCCGCCACAGACGGCGUCGUCGUCGGGGGGCGCCGACGAGAAGGUGGCCGCACUCGUUGCCGGCAUGGACAGAGCCAAGAUGGAGACGCGCGGCGGUGAGGGGGAAACCGGCGGCGGCGGCGGCCACCCGCCGCCUCCCUCGUCGCUGCUGGUCAGCGCGCCCGGCAAGGUCAUCCUGUUUGGCGAGCACGCCGUCGUCCACGGCGUCAAGGCUAUCGCCGCCUCGGUGGCGCUGCGGUGCUACGCCAGCGUGACGCCUCGCGAGGACGGCAAGAUCAGCCUCAACCUCCCCGACCUCGGCGUCGAGCACGUCUGGGCCAUCGACGAGCUGCCCUGGCACGCCGUCCCCGCCUCGCUGGCCCAGCAGCCGCAGCAGCAGCAGGGCGGCCUGAGCUCGCCGACGUCGCUCGACGCCGGCCUGCUGACCGCCAUCGAGAAGAACGUUGGCGAGGUGGUCAACGAGAGCGAGCGCAGCCACGCCGCCAGCGUCGCCUUCCUCUACCUGUAUCUCUGCAUCGCCGGCCAGCGUGACGCCCGGGGCCAGGCGUUUGUGCUGCGUUCCGCCCUGCCCAUCGGCGCCGGCCUGGGUUCCAGCGCCGCCCUAUCGAGCUGCCUGGCGUCGGCCCUCAUCUACCUCUACGGCCGCCUGCCCGCGCCCGCCGCCGGCGCCGCCUCGGUCCCCGCCGACCACGCUGCGCUCAUCAAUGCCUGGGCUUUCAUCUCCGAGAAGGUGUGCCACGGCAACCCGUCGGGCGUCGACAACGCCGUCUCGGUCCACGGUGGCGCCAUCGCCUUUACGCGCGCCCACCCGUCCAACAGCCUCGCGGCCAACCAGAUGGCCAAGCUCUCUGGCUUCGACUCGAUCCGCUUCCUCCUCAUUGACACGGGCGUCGGGCGCGACACCAAGAGCCUCGUGGCCAGCGUCGCCGCGCAGAAGGACGCCGAGCCCAACCGCGUGGCCUCGGCGCUCGCCGCCAUCCAGAGCAUCGCCGACAGCGCGCAGCACCUGCUCACCGACGCCUCGACGCCGCGCGAGGCCGUCCUCGAGGGCCUGGCCCGGCUCAUUCGGCAGAACCACGACGAGCUCGUCGGCCUCAAGGUGUCGCACCCCUCGCUCGAGGCGAUCCGCACAAAGACGGGCAUGGAGCCGCUGCGCCUGUCGACCAAGCUGACGGGAGCCGGCGGCGGAGGGUGCGCCGUCACGCUGCUGCCGGACGGCGUCGACGAGGCCGAGCUGCGCCGCCUGAUGGCCGACCUCGAGAGGGACGGCUACCGGUGCUAUGAGACUCGCGUCGGAGGCGGCGGCGUCGGCGUGCUGGUGCCGCAGGCCAUGCAGGCGGGCGCCGGCGCUAGUGCGCAGGACAAGAUCGAGGACGGCAACGCCGACGUUCCCGUGCGCGUCCGCUUCGAGGAGGCCCAGAGCGCCGAUCUCGCCGCGUGGGCCGACCACGCAGGCAAGUGGGCAUACGCAUGA
Pseudozyma flocculosa PF-1 is the source of this 2985-nucleotide messenger RNA. RefSeq lists its product as uncharacterized. The record is from RefSeq and is a predicted model, not a curated record. Gene Ontology annotation, biological process: 'de novo' L-methionine biosynthetic process; transsulfuration; isoprenoid biosynthetic process. NCBI's taxonomy places the organism in Eukaryota, Fungi, Basidiomycota, Ustilaginomycetes, Ustilaginales, Ustilaginaceae. Gene Ontology annotation, cellular component: cytoplasm. The coding region runs from base 1 to 2985 and encodes 994 amino acids. Gene Ontology annotation, molecular function: ATP binding; mevalonate kinase activity; pyridoxal phosphate binding. The transcript has a single exon.